Messenger RNA from Phalacrocorax carbo (great cormorant), 6963 nucleotides. The record is from RefSeq and is a predicted model, not a curated record. Lineage: Eukaryota; Metazoa; Chordata; Aves; Suliformes; Phalacrocoracidae.
AGUGCGGGAGGCACGGCGGCGGGGGGAGGCUUCUUUUAGGCAGCAGAGAGGUUUGGUUAGCCUUCCCUUGAGCCGGGGUGAGCGCUGCGAGCGGUGGUUGUAUACCUGGGGCUUCCCCUUGGGCCGGCGGGGACACCGGGAUGCUCUUAGGGCUCCCAGUUUCUCCUGGGGGGCUGAGCUGUGGCCCUCUACCCUACGCUACGGAGCGGCGGCAGGGCUUUAAUACCAGGGCUGGUUUCCAGCCAGCUUGGCUGCAGUUAAGCAUCUACCUGCAUCAGUAGUCGUAAUGACAAGUUUAUUGCUAUUUAUCUAGGUAUACCUAGAGCUUGUUGUGGUUCUUGUUGCUUAACUCGUUGUUAAGGAAAAAAGUGGGGGGAAAAAGGUCGAUUCUCUGUGAUAAUAUGUUGUAAUUUGUAUAUAGGCAUCAGAGUUGUGCUUUGGCAGUGUUACAGCAAGCUUUUUCUUUUCACAGGUAUAAUUGCUCAAAACUUCAGCUAGGAGAUGAAGGUAAAGUUAGCGUAAUAAAGUUAAUGUUUGUGAAACAAAAAUAACUGUAGAAGUGUAUAAUGAGAUCCCAGUAAGUUUUUUUUGGAGGGUGACUGACUUCCAUUGAUGACUUCAGUAAUGUAAAUUAUUUUUAUUAAUUGAUUUUAAAUUAUGCUAUUUUAACAUUGACCCUUAGCAGAGGAGAGUGAGUGGAUGCAGAUUUGAGAGACAGCUGUUUUUCCCCAGCAGAAAGUUACCUUCUAGGGGUACAUUCUGCAAACCUUCCUUUGCAGAUACAAGGCCUGGGUCACACUACAUCUGGAGUACACAGAGCUCACCUAAAUUGUAUGUUAAUCACUGAGCAGUGGCCAAGAAACAGGCCUGGCUUUGCGGUCUCCCCUCAUGCUUCACCAGCAGCCUGUGCUUCGCUUCAGUACUUCACUCGUUUCCUCUUGGAGUGUGUUUCACCAAGCUGGAAACUUCCUCUGGAGGAUGAAGAAGUGACUUGGGUCUUCAUAAGGCUGUGGAACCCAGCUUCUGGGCUUGUUGGUUGGUCUGCAUGCCCUUGCAGGGGGAAGAGUUACAGACGGGACUGUAAUUUGCUGUGCAUUAUGUAAGAUUAUAGUCAGGUUAGAGACGUGUGACUAUAAAAUUUUUAUGUUUCAUUUCAGUAGUUCAGAAAGCAUACCUAACUGAGAAAUAUGUUUAAUGUUUCUAUGUAUCGCACCCUUCAUUGUGAGUUUUGGGGGAAGGCAGAGGAGAACUGAUAACCAUUUAUAAGAAACAAGCUUCACAAAGAAUGUCUUUCAUCCCUAUAUGCUUUUCCUCUGCUUUUUGUUCAUGUUUGCUAUAAAACUAGAAUUAUUGCAAGUCCAGAGCAAGUGUGUUGUUUUGGUUUGGUGUAUUGUCCAGCUUUCUUCUCUAGCUAAAAGAAGCACUCUGAUCCGAGAAACCAUCCUCCUGAUUUCCCUUAUGUCUUACACUUCUUGGCUGUAAAGAUUCUCAUGUGUUCUUAUGGUUCUGUGCUCAAUAAGCAUUUCUUCUUGUUUCCCCAGAAUUAAAACCAAUAUGUGUAUGUUUCCUACUUGUCCAAUAUCUGAAGGUUUUUUAGUUUUCAGAAUGCACAGAGCUCUAAGUCCACAUCUUAAUUUAAGUAGUUUUGAAAUGUUUGUAGUUCCUGGACCAGAGGAAUGUCCCGAUGGUAAAUAUACUGGUCUUGGAUUAGGAAUCUCUAAGCUUUCUGUGACAAGGAGUGGUUACGGGCCAAGUAUACAGUCAGGAAUGAUGUGAGGUCGGUUUGUGGUCCCUGGAUCCACAGCAUCCUGGCUCUCAGAGUCAGUACAUGCAUUGAAACACCUCAUGUGCUGUCAUGAAGUUAGUGUACGAUGUAAAUAGAUCACUGUGUAUGAGCAGGGAUUCUGAUGAUUCAGCCAAGAAAUGUUUCAGUGGUAAGGGGGUGGAACCUUUGCGAAGAGUUAAGAAAAUAGGACUGAUUGGACUCUGAGGAUGCUUUCACUCAAUUGAAAUCACACAAGCAAGAACGGCAAAUUCUUUUAACUACCUUCUGUGAACUCUUAGGUUUUCUUUGAGAAGAUACUGAGUAAUUCCUAGCUUAUAUACUAGCAUGCAACAGGUAAUAAUAAGAUGGUUAAUUUAACGUAUUUUUUUAAAUGGUAAUGUCCUCUGGUACACCAUGAUGUAUCUUGAACUUCUUUUAUUAUUAAGGUGAGAAACUGAUAGGAAAAGACAAGCCAAUGACUUUGAGAGGUUGCAGUGGAAGUGAGUUGUAUAGAUAACUUCUGAGGAGGAGGAGGAGGAGGACUUAAGUGUUUGUACCAUGGAAUUAGAAAAGAACAGUGAUGUUAAAAGCAAAAGGAGAUGCUUCAGUCAGACCUCACAUCUUGUUUCUUAUUCCGAGGAAGCUGAGCAGGUGCUCGCCAGAGACAUUGCAGCAGAAGCUAACUACUCUGAGUUUGGCCAGGCACGUUCUGUCAAUGUUUCAGAAUUAAAGUUGUCAGAGGAAAGCUUGCCUUAUUUAAGUUCAUCUUUAGAUGCAGAUAUUGAACUGUAUAAUAAGAAGAGAAUGAGGAUUUGCUGUGCACAGGUAGAUAAAAGCAAGAAAGAAGCCAGUAUGUUGGGAGGGGCAUGUGACAAUACACACGUUAACUGUGGGGCAUGUGAUAAAUGCAGACAAAGCCAUUUAGGAGAAGAUUCACUGCUGGAAUAUCUCAGUGCUAGUGAGCAAGAUUUUGAUGAUAGGAAUAGCUCAAGUGAGUUUUCUGAGCAAAGAGAAACUAUAGGAAUUGAAACCUUAAAGCUGACAGAUGCAGUUCAUGAAGUUCCAGGGGAUGGGGUCGCAAAGGAACAAAAUCUCGUUGAUGUGUCAGAAGAUUUUUCUCCUGUGUUUGAGUAUGGUGUACUUGAGCAGACCUGCCCAGAAGCAACCAUGCCAGAGCUUCCCAACCUGCUUCAGGACUCUCUGUCUCCGCCAGAUUGCAAUGGCGUGACUUGUGAUCAUCAGGAAGAGCAAACAAGGUACCAUACUGUUGUUUAUGGAAGUAUACUUGAAAGUGGUGCAUGUGGGAGUAAAGAAAGGGUCUGUCCAAAUCUGCUUGAAUGUGACAGUUUAGAAAAGGGAGAGGUGAAAGACGUCCCACUGAUUGAGAGCACAUUCCCACCCCAAACGGCUACAAGUGAAGAAGUGUCUGAAAACAAUGACAGAUGCAGUCGCAGCAUCUCAGUGAAGCAAGAUGGUCCUUUACUGUCACCACAGGAGAGGGCCCCUGCUGUAGCUGUCCAAUUUUGUGAAUGCGCAGGUGACUCUGAUUUCUACAGUUGUGAAGAAUCUGGUAUGUGCACCGAUGGUGCCAGCUGUGUUAACUGUACUGCAAAGGAGGCUGAAAGCAAAUUUCCAGUCUGUGCAAUUCUCACUUGCAAGAAUCCAUUUUUUGACAUGGAAGUUCCAGACAAAUCCUCCAGUGGCAAUACUGGCUGUCUGAACUCAGAGUUGGAGCAUUGUGAAAACUUGAAAAACAUUACAAGUGACUCUACAGUUAACCAAGCUGUUGAUGUGAGUUCUGAUUUUAGAGCUUGCUUUACAACAAGCAGAAGUACCAGUGCUCAGGUGUGUCUCUCAUCCAGGGCUAUUAAUACAGAGAUAACAAUGAUGAACAAAUCUCGACCCGUAGGAUGGCACCGUGAAAAGUGUGCAGAUGUUGCUUGCAAUACAAACUGGUCAUGUGGAACCAGUAGUACAGAGGAAAUUCGGCCACAGCUUACUGAGAUGCUGGAACAACAUGCAGAUGGCAAUACUGCAACAGCUGAAAGAAGUUCACAAAUUCAGGAACAGCAGAAAUUAAAAAAUGAGCUUUGUAGCAGUGAUUUAAAGAUAAGCACUGACAGGCCAGUACACCUUGACAAGCAAGCUGUGAAGAAUUCUGCAUCAAGCUACUGUCAAAAAAUACUGCAGAGAGCAAUUGAAGCAGAACUGCAGGUUCUAAACACUCAUUAUCAGAUGUGCUAUCAGCACUGCUUGAAGAUUUACAAACUGGCUUUGGAGGAAAACACAUGUUUUCGCAGAUAUAAUGGAAAUACUGAAUUAGGAUCAUCUCUCAUGUUGGUUUUGGAAGAGCUAAAAAAGAAUUACAACAGUAUGAGGAUGAAAAUAAAAAUGGGCAUACCUUUAAAUGCACUUCCACCACUAUCAGUUGAGAUAAAGUUGUUCCCAGUCUCUUCUUCUUAUGUCCCAUGCAAGUUGUUCAGAGAGGACCUUUGCUAUGAUUCUGUUUCAGGCUCAAGAAAAGCUGACUUUGAAGCACCAAAGCUGCAAGCAAGGAAGAUUUCUGUCAACAUGGACAGCCCACAGACUGUAUGUUUAAUCGAUGGUGGUCAGCCAAGUGACUCAACUUCCUCCAAAACUUUUGAAGAACAACUUAAAGAUCAGGAUGUGGAACGUGGCUUCAUGAAAAAUGAAGAAGGGAAUGAAUAUUGGUUUGAUGCUAAAGAGGACUUGACAGUAAUAGAUCUUUCAGUAAUAUCUGAAGAAACAAAAAAGCAACAAGAAAAACGUGAUACAGUUGAUUUAAGAGGAGCGAAGAUAACGGAGAGUGGAAAUGAGUGUUCUUUUAUUCAUGUCGGUGGCCUGAGUUCCUUGGUGUCAGAGGGUGAUUUAAGAUCACUUUUCCAGAAGUAUCAGAUUUCUGACACUCUUAUAUUUGUGGAUUCUAGUAACUACAGAUAUGCAUUUCUUUCCUUAAAAGACACUGAUAAAGCAAAAUUAGCUGUAGAGGAAAUGAACCAGAAAAAAAUUAAAGGAAAACCAGUGAGUGUUGAACUUGUAAAUACUUCAUCAGAGAAUAAAUAUUUAGUUUCCCAAGUAUUUCCAAAUAAGCUUUGGCAUGAAAUCCAACCUGUUGAUAACAGUCAAAGAAAUGACCAAAAUGAAACACUCACUUCAGCCUCCAAUUCUGUGAAAGCACCUGAUGCCACCUCUGCUUCUGAGAAGAUGCAGCUCCUUCCCAUAACGUCUUCAAAAAUUUCUUGCUCUACACAAGUACCCUCAGAAACAAAGUGCCCUGGUCUGAAAUCAACUACUGAAGAUUCAGUACAUUAUUUGCUUGGAGUUAAUCAAAAGAGUACUGGAGAAAAUUUCCUGCAGAAAGCAUCUGCUCCUUUCUCCACUAAUUCGUAUGAUGCCUUUAUUUCUCCUAACACGUUGAACUUGAGCAGCUUUACCAAAUUAAUGAAGAAACUUCAAGAAAUUCAUCCAGAGGCUAGCAGAGACAAAAUUGUGGAUGCUCUGUUGGAGGUGAGGAAGAACAACAAAGGUAUCCUGAGCGGCUUGUCCAUCAGUUCUAUUGUGGAAAGGACCUCUGUCAUUCUAAGGAGAUCGACGCCCAGCUGUGAGUGGGAAAAGCGAUCUAAACAGCUCUUCAUGAAAAUUCAGGUAGCAUCACUGUAUGAUACAGAGUCUUAUCCAAGAGAACAUAAUCUGAAGCUUAACCGGGCGCGGCAGCCUCGCCUAAAGCCUGCUGAAGUCACUCGAAAGCCUGCCUGCCUCCGGUCCUGCCUUCUACUGCAAAGCAAACCGGCUGCGGAGCAGCAAUCCCCCGCGGCGGAGCGGGCUACCGGGGCCGGGCAGGCGGGGCGGCCGGAGCCCCCCCCGCCCCAGUCGUCCCUGUCCUGGGGAGCGGAGCCCCACGGCCGCGGGGGGAGGAUCCCGCUCCUUCCCGUGGGCCGCCCGCAGCCCCGCCGCGCCCGGGGAGGCAGCGCCCCGCAGCCGGCGGAGAUGGCUCUGCUCCCGCGGCGGUUCCUCUGCUUCGUCCUGGCCCAUCACUUCAUCACAGCCACAGCGUGCCAGGAGGCGGACUACGGCUGGAUGAUCCGGCACUACUGCCUGAAGCAGUUCCAGCUCAGCAUGGAGGGCAUCGGGCAGCGGCUCUGGUGUGACUGGGAUGAAACCGUGGGCACCUAUGGGGAGCUGACGAACUGCACGGCGCUGAUCGCCGAGAGGCUCGACUGCUACUGGCCCAACCGGCUGGUGGACGAGUUCUUCGUGGCCGUCCACAAGCAGUACUUCAGGAACUGCUCCCCCUCCGGCCGGGCACUGCGCGACCCCCCCAAUGGUGUCCUCUGCCCCUUCAUCCUGCUGCCUGUCCUCGUCACCCUGCUGAUGACGGCGCUGGUGGUGUGGCGGAGCAAACGCAGCGAGGGCAUCGUGUAGGGAUGCCCUGUCAGAUGGUGCAGGGGAGGGAUGGGGGACCCCAAAAGCACCCAUUUUUUUGGGAAGACCCUGGCAGAGGAGCAUCCUGGGGAGGGGCACCAAGUCCUGGAGGCAAAGACGAUAACGCCACCGGUGGCUCCUCCCUCGCCGGUACCCUCCGCACCGUGCACCUGCCGCUCGCCCGGCUGUUUCCAAAUAAAUACAUCAUUUAAGACUCGGUUGUUUGGCGAUACGGGGUGCCAGUGGCCAGCGAGGCUGCCGCAGGCGCUUGGGGUACCGGGGAGCCCGGCUUGCCUCAGGCAUCGGCACUGCCACAUCUUUCCCACCCACUUCCCUCCUGACACCCCACAGCAUCGUUUUACCAAGAGGAAGAUUUUUUUUUUUUUAAAAUAAGAAAGAAAAGGGCGUGUGUGGGGGGGGGGAUUGAAAUCCUGCCGGCCCUGCGCUGCCAGCACGGUGUUGGGAGGUGCCGGUGGGUGUAACUGCGAGGCCGGUGGGUCUGGGUGCAACCCCAAGAGAUGAAAUCGUCAUGGCGUUCUCUUUUUGUCCUUUUUUUUUUGGUGUUUUUUUUUUUUUUCCCACACCAGGAGAGGCGCCUCGCAAGGCGGAGGCUGGCACAGGGUGGGUUUUGCCUGGGAGAUGGGGAGCAAAGGGUGAAAGCUGGCGGUCACCGGUGGCGGCCUUGGCGGUGCCCUGCGCUGAUGAGCAACAGGAAUAAGGUGCUUUUCCUACCUAAAUAAAUAAAUACAUACGUA